GUUUUGACAUUUGGUGUUAGGUUAGUGAACAACCAUAAUCAAUACACCGGAGUAAAAUAUACCAAAAUCUCAUUUAACCAUUGCAAUUUGUAAAAAAUGAAUAUAACCAACCGUGUAUUGGCCCCCAGUUGGAGGAAAGGAAACAGUUUUAUUAGAAUCGUCACAUUUUCAACAAAACCUCAGGCAAAUGAAUUACCAGCCUUCCAUCAAAAACCAAACCAAUCAAGUUCCACAGCAUCUACUGAAGGACGCAAAUCAGUGAUUCCACAGAAUUAUCGUUUUAUUUAUCCUGAAUUUUUACCGGAUCCAAAAGUGGAAUGGCGUAAUCCAGUGCGCGAGAAGCUGGAACGCAUGGACAUGCUAGAUCGUCGAAAUAAAAUUGACAUUCCAGAAUUCUAUGUAGGCUCAAUACUAGCGGUAACAAGCUCCGAUCCACACGCAACUGGGAAAAUCAGUCGUUUCGUUGGUAUAUGUAUUCAUCGCGAUCGUUGCGGUCUUAGAGCUCGUUUCAUAUUGCGCAACGUAAUCGAUCAUCAGGGUGUCGAAGUGCGCUACGAAUUGUACGAUCCCACUAUUCAUAAAAUUGAAGUACUUCGUCUGGAAAAGCGUUUGGAUGACCAUCUGCUGUAUUUGCGUGACGCAUUGCCUGAAUAUAGCACUGUUGAUUUAAAUAUGGAACCUGAGCAUUUGGAUGAUAAUGCUGAAGUGCCAAUAAAUGACGUUAAAGUAGUAUUGCGUCCACGACCAUGGUUGGAGCGGUGGGAACGACAGAACCUACAGGGAGUAGCCAAUGUGGAACAAUACAUCACUGAUAAACAACGUCGGCAGGCAUUGGCACAUGAAAAACCAUGGGAGAAAUACGACAUGAUGAAACAGUAUCGCGCUACUAUUCCCGAAGACGAACAAAAAGAAAUAUUUGCGGAAGUACACUCACAAUUGCAUAGUCUGGAAUUACAACGAAAACGUAACAAACGCAAACGUUCUUUUGUUAAACCCACCAAAUUGGCGUAGGUCUGCGGAAAAUUGUUAUAAUUAUUUGUUUUUCUUUCGUAAUAUUUACUAAACAUGUACUUUAUGUAAUUUAAAACAUACAUACUAAAGUUGGAAUACAGUUUUGUAAAUAAAAACCUGCUUGCGUUUAUAUCCGAAAAAUAUCAAA
This is a messenger RNA of Zeugodacus cucurbitae (melon fly), 1159 nucleotides long. RefSeq names its product 39S ribosomal protein L19, mitochondrial (gene mRpL19). The record is from RefSeq and is a predicted model, not a curated record. Gene Ontology annotation, molecular function: structural constituent of ribosome. Gene Ontology annotation, biological process: translation. The transcript is spliced from 3 exons. The coding region runs from base 97 to 1011 and encodes 304 amino acids. NCBI's taxonomy places the organism in Eukaryota, Metazoa, Arthropoda, Insecta, Diptera, Tephritidae. Gene Ontology annotation, cellular component: mitochondrial large ribosomal subunit; ribosome.